This is a messenger RNA of Babjeviella inositovora NRRL Y-12698, 2199 nucleotides long. Its product is annotated as lysophospholipase family protein. The record is from RefSeq and is a predicted model, not a curated record. Gene Ontology annotation, cellular component: extracellular region; plasma membrane; cytosol. The coding region runs from base 214 to 2127 and encodes 637 amino acids. The transcript has a single exon. NCBI's taxonomy places the organism in Eukaryota, Fungi, Ascomycota, Pichiomycetes, Serinales. Gene Ontology annotation, molecular function: A2-type glycerophospholipase activity. Gene Ontology annotation, biological process: glycerophospholipid catabolic process.
UCCAACAAGGAAUAUUAGAUGCACGAUCUUGCUGCGCAAAUCUCUCUCACUGCUCUAUCCGGCGCUGUGCGCAGCAAACGUCCGCCUCUUCCGAACUGGUACCAGGGAACUUUCCGCGCAAAAGCUGACGUUAUAUAAAGUUGACGCUCCGCAGCAUUUUAAGUGCCUAACCAAAGCCCCAAUUGCUAAUCCUUUUUACACCAAGAGCUCACAAUGAAUCUCAGCGCUUUAAUCAAGGCCGCAUUCUUCCUUACAUCGACCCUUGCAUGGUCACCUACCGAUUCUUAUGCGCCUGGCCCCAUAGCAUGCCCUGCCAAUAACGCCUCUUUGCUCAGAAAUGCCGACGGGAUUUCGAGCUCUGAGGCAUCAUGGGUCGGAGAGAGACAUAAAAACACCGAUGACGCGUUAGUGCGCUUCUUGGUAAAUGCAAAUAUGACGGACUUUGAUGCCAACAACUUCGUCCACAACACGUUGAACCGUUCUAUCAACAUCGCCGUUGCUUUCUCCGGCGGUGGCUACAGAGCCAUGUUAAACGGUGCAGGACAGCUCUCUGCUUUGGACAACCGAACCACCGGUGCUGCCGAAAACGGCUUGGGUGGUUUGAUAGAUGCCACCACCUACCUCACCGGGUUGUCCGGAGGUAACUGGAUGGUCGGGACCUUGGCCAUGAACAAUUGGACCUCUGUGCAGGAUAUCUUGGAUAACGGCACCAUCUGGGACUUGGAACACUCGAUGUUUGCACCAGGCGGAAUCAACAUCUUCAAGACUGCCAGCUAUUGGAAGGAAAUCUCCGAUGACUUGUCCGACAAGAGAGAUGCUGGCUUCAACGUGUCCUUGACCGACGCUUGGGGCCGUGCCUUGUCCCACCAAUUCUUCCUGAACUAUCCUAAUAUGGGCGCUGCGUUGACAUGGUCCACCUUGAGGGACGCGGACGUGUUUUCUAACCACUCGAUGCCGUUCCCAAUUGUAGUGACCGACGGGAGAACGCCGGGUUCCACCAUUAUCGGGUCCAAUUCCACCGUAUUUGAGGUCUCGCCCUUUGAGUUGGGCUCCUGGGAUCCCUCACUCCAUUCGUUCGUUGAUGUCAAGUACCUCGGGUCUGUUCUCGACAAUGGCCGCCCUGUCAACUCCUCCGCGUGUAUCGGUGGGUUUGACAACGCCGGGUUCAUUAUGGGAACUUCUUCCACCUUGUUCAACCAGUUCAUCUUGCAGUUGAAUACCACCGGUAUCACCGGCGGGUUAUAUGACUUGAUCCAUGACUUUUUAAGCGACGUCAGUAAGGACUCCAACGACAUUGCUGUCUACCGCCCAAACCCGUUCUACAAGUCCAGCUCUGCUGGUGAGGAGAGUAUUGUCCAGGCCGACACUUUAUACUUGGUUGACGGUGGCGAGGAUUUGCAAAACGUGCCGUUAUACCCAUUGCUUCAGCCGGAAAGAGACGUCGAUAUCAUUCUUGCUUUUGACAACUCUGCCGAUACCAAUGAGUCGUGGCCUAACGGUGCCUCCUUAGUCGCCACCUACGAGCGCCAGUUCUCCGCCCAAGGCAACGGUACCACCUUCCCGUACGUGCCGGGCCAGGACACCUUCCUUGCGUUGAACUUGACCUCCAAGCCGACUUUCUUCGGGUGCGACUCUAAGAAUUUGACCACUCUCAACGCUGAUGGUGUCAUUCCACCAUUGGUGGUUUACAUGGCCAACCGUCCAUUCAGCUACCACUCCAACACCUCCACCUACAAGAUGUCAUACAGCGAGGACGAGAAGAGAGGCGUUAUCAAUAACGGGUUCGAGGUGGCUACGCGCAACAACUUAACUUUGGAUGCUGAGUGGGCUGCGUGUCUCGGGUGCGCUAUUAUCAGAAGAGGGCAGGAGAGACAGAACAUCUCGCAGUCCGCCCAGUGUCAAAAAUGUUUCUCUGAGUACUGCUGGGAUGGCUCCCUUGUAGCCGCCGAUACCGACGUCUCCCUGUUGGUCAAUUUCACCUCCACGGGUCUUACCAGCGGUGCGGAGAAUGCCACUGGCACUAGUAAUACUACCAAUGCUGCGGGUAGUGUUAAGUUUGGCGGUAGCUCCAUGUGGCAGACCGUCAUUUAUGUUUUGGCAACCUUGGCUGUUAUUUCUUUCGCCUAAGCUAAGCGAAUCAUUUUGCGUUUGUAUGACGAACUUCGUAUACACGUAUAAUCAAAUAUUAAUAUUGACUGC